AUUAAUUCCUGUGCUUCUGUAAGUGAGAGAGUGAGUGAGUGAGUGACUAGUUUGCUUCAAUGGCGCUUUCCUGGAUUCUCCCAGCACUUCUCUUUGCUUUGGUUCUUGCAAAUGUUGAACUCUCCACAUGCCAAGUUCUGAAGGCCAAGGUCACUUGCCUUGACUGCCAUCAAAAUUAUGAUUUCUCAGGAAUCAAGGUUUUGGUGAAGUGUGAUAAAGUGAAAAAGAUGGCAAUGGCAAUAACAGAAAAUGACGGCUCUUUUGAAGCAAAGCUCCCCUCAAACAACAAUACUAAAUCUCCAGAUGCUAAGAACUGCCUUGCCAGGAUUCUUGGAGGACCAGAUCAGCUCUAUGCCUCCAGGAAGUUCAUGGCAUCUGAGAUUGUCAAGAUCCAAGACUCCAACUCUUAUACCACAACAACUCCUCUUGGCUUCUCCACAUCAUGCCCUUUGAACAUCAAAGAUGCAGCCUGUAAAGCCAUGAACAAGUUUGGCUCAUCCAAGACUAUCAAUGUGCCUCUGCCACCAGAGUGGGGUUUGGCACCUUCAAGCUAUUAUAUUCCUUUCAUCCCCAUCAUUGGGAUACCUUAAGUAUCGUGUGUGAAGAAGCAUGUCAUAAUUAAGCUGCAGAAGUUCUAUAUAUAUACAUAUAUAUAUAUAUAUAUGUAUGUAUGUAUGUACGUAUAUGUGCGCGCGCGCGCGCGCGCGUGUGUGUGUGUGUGUACCCAGUGUGUUUUAAUUUAUUUGUUUUUUUCCUUUGUGGCCUAUAAACCUAGGAGGUAUAAUGUAUUAAGCACUUAGAACAAGGUUGAUUUACCAAUAAGACAAGUAGUAUUACUGCA
Pyrus x bretschneideri (Chinese white pear) is the source of this 841-nucleotide messenger RNA. RefSeq lists its product as uncharacterized. The coding region runs from base 60 to 590 and encodes 176 amino acids. NCBI's taxonomy places the organism in Eukaryota, Viridiplantae, Streptophyta, Magnoliopsida, Rosales, Rosaceae. The record is from RefSeq and is a predicted model, not a curated record. The transcript is spliced from 2 exons.